ACCAAUGAGUUGUUGGUUAGCAGUCAUAACAUCAAAAUCGGUAGGCCUCCGUUUCUGUUUCACAUUGUGCUGCUUGGUGUGCUGUUCGGUUUCUUAAACAGUGAACCUUUGUGGAAGGAGGAUUUCACAGUAUGGCGUUAAACCUCACCAUCAACACAAGCAAUCCGCCUCUAGGAGCGCUGCUGACAGCAGAGCACGUGAAGGGCAGUGUGCAGGUAUCCGUAGAGGAAGGCAAAGACACCCAGCUUCACGUCUCAGAUGCGAUCCAGUUCAAUGAUGCCAACUCUAUCAGUCGGUACUUGGCCCGGGUGGCUCCAGCUCUUGGCCUCUACGGAGCCAACAUCAUGGAGCAGACUGAGGUCGACCACUGGUUGGAGUUCAGUGCUCGGCGUCUGUGUGGUCCGACUGAUUUGAGCGAAGCACUGGGUGGAUUGGAUGAGGCCCUUUCCUUGCGGACCUUCCUGGUUGGACAUACCCUCACCCUGGCUGACCUGUCCGUCUGGGCUGCUCUCAAAGGUCAUGGGGAAUGGCCGAGCCAGGGCAAGUCCUUCACCCACGUCAACCGCUGGUUCUCUUUCCUGAGCUCGCAGGUUCCCUUCACUGCUGUGGGAAACAAGUAUGCCAGUAAGAAAGCUCCAUUGAGCAAAUCCAAUUCGGAUGACAAGAAGCAAGAUGUUGGCAAGUUUGUGGAUUUGCCCGGAGCUGAGAUGGGCAAGGUGGUGGUUCGCUUCCCUCCUGAGGCCAGCGGAUACCUGCACAUCGGCCAUGCCAAGGCUGCUCUGCUCAACCAGCACUACCAGGUCACAUUCAAAGGCAAACUCAUCAUGCGCUUCGACGACACCAACCCUGAGAAGGAAAAGGAGGACUUUGAGAAGGUGAUCCUGGAAGAUGUCGCCAUGCUCCAGAUCCAUCCAGACCAGUUCACCUACACCAGCGACCAUUUUACCACCAUAAUGGGAUUUGGGGAAAAGCUGCUCGCUGAGGGCAAAGCCUACAUCGACAACACGCCUCCUGAGCAGAUGAAGCUGGAGAGGGAGCAGCGCACAGAGUCCAAAUGCAGAAAUAACACGGUGGAGCAGAACAUGAAGAUGUGGUCGGAGAUGAAAGCUGGGACAAAGAGCGGUCAGACCUGCUGCAUGAGGGCCAAGAUCGACAUGAACUCCAACAAUGGCUGCUUGAGAGACCCCACCCUCUACCGCUGCAAGAACACUCCCCACCCUCGCACCGGAAAGACCUACAACGUCUACCCAACAUAUGACUUUGCCUGUCCCAUCGCGGACAGCUUGGAGGGCGUGACCCAUGCCCUCAGGACCACUGAGUACCACGAUCGUGACGAGCAGUUCUACUGGAUAAUCGACUCACUGGGCCUCAGGAAGCCCCACGUCUGGGAGUACGCCCGACUCAACCUCAACAACACGGUGCUGUCCAAGAGGAAGCUCACCUGGUUUGUCGACCAGGGAUACGUCGAUGGAUGGGAUGACCCUCGCUUCCCCACUGUCAGAGGAGUCCUGAGGAGAGGAAUGACCGUUGAGGGUCUGAAACAGUUCAUAGCAGCCCAGGGUGGAUCUCGGUCAGUGGUGAACAUGGAGUGGGACAAGAUCUGGGCCUUCAAUAAGAAGCUGCCAAUUAGCUGUCUGAAGGUUAUUGACCCGGUAGCUCCCAGGUACACGGCUCUGUCCAGCUCCUACGUGGUUCCUGUCUCCGUCUCAGAGGCUACAGAGGAGAUGAAGGAGGUGGCCAAACACCCUAAGAACGCAGAGGUGGGCAUGAAGAAGGUUUGGUACGGACCUCGAGUUCUGGUUGAAGGAGCCGAUGCUGAGACCUUCUCAGAGGGAGAGAUGGUCACCUUCAUCAACUGGGGCAACCUCAUCAUCACCAAGAUCAACAAGGGGGCCGACGCUAAGGUCGUGUCCAUGGAGGCUCGCCUGGCCCUGGAGAACAAGGACUUCAAGAAGACGACGAAGAUCACGUGGCUGGCCGACACAAACAGUGCCCCCCUGCUGCCCACCGUCUGCAUAAACUACCUGCCUCUCAUCUCCAAGGCCGUCAUCACCAAAGAUGACGACUUCAAGGAGUACAUCAAUAAAAACUCCAAGCUGGAGGAGAAGAUGCUCGGCGAUCCGUGUCUGCAGAGCCUGAAGAAAGGUGAUGUCAUCCAGCUCCAGAGGCGGGGCUUCUACAUCUGUGACCAGCCGUAUGAGCCCGUCAGUCCCAACAGCUGUAAGGAGAGUCCCUGUGUGCUGCUCUACAUUCCUGAUGGACACACCAAGGAGAUGCCGACCGCUGGAUCCAAGGACAAGAGCAAGAGCCAGGCCUCCAGCAAAGCACCUGCCCCCACCCCAGCCAAAGCUGCCUCCACCCCAGCCAAAGCUGCCUCACCCCCUGCCCCAGCGCCUGCCGCAACCUCAGCCAGUGACUUGUUCUCGAGCAUCGUAGCACAAGGUGAAGCUGUCCGUCAACUAAAGGUUGCCAAGGCUCCUAAAGACGAAGUGGACAAGGCAGUUCAGCAGCUGCUCUCCCUAAAGGCACAGUUUAAGCAGCAGACCGGUCUGGACUACAAGCCGGGCAUGGCCCCUACCACCUCUGAUCCAGCCCCGCCCACCACAUCAACAGACUCCACCUCUUGUCCGUUCACCCAAGUUACCCAGCAGGGCGAGCUGGUCAGGAAACUGAAGGCAGAGAAGGCACCCAAGGACCAGGUUGACGUAGCAGUGAAGCAGCUCCUCGCUCUCAAGGCGGAGUUUAAAAAGCUGACUGGUCAGGAUUACAAGCCUGGGAUGGCCCCUUCCGCUCCUGCCUCCUCCUCUUCCUGCUCUUCUUCGGGCCUGUAUGAGCGUGUUUCACAACAGGGGGAGAAUGUGAGGAAACUGAAGUCUGAAAAAGCCCCCAAGGACCAGGUUGACGCAGCAGUGAAACAGCUGCUUGCCCUGAAGGCCGAAUACAAACAGGUCACAGGUCAGGACUACAAGCCUGGAGCGGCCCCAGUCCAGAAAGCCCCCACCCCGGUCCAGAAAGCCCCCGCCCCAGUCCAGAACAGCCCUAGCUCUGCCCCUGCUGCCACCGGCCUGUAUGAGAAGGUCUCUGAGCAGGGAGAAGUGGUCAGGAAACUGAAGGUUGAAAAGGCAUCCAAGGAUCAGGUAGACGCUGCAGUGAAGCAGCUGUUGGCUCUGAAGGCAGAGUAUAAACAGCAGACCGGACAGGAUUACAAACCCGGAUUGCAAGCCCCAGGUAGCCAGGCCCAGACCCAGUCCAGCUCUUCCUCGACCAAGUCCAGCUCUCCCACGCAGGGCGAUGAACUCUUCUCCCAGGUGACCCAACAGGGAGAGCUAGUGAGAAAGUUGAAAUCCGAGAAGGCCCCCAAGGACAAGGUGGAUGAAGCCGUGAAGACUCUCCUGGACCUGAAGAGCAAGUACAAGACGCUUACUGGACAGGACUACAAACCAGUGGCCGCUGCUGGAGCCACUGGAGGAGAGGACAAAAACCGCAAGGAGAGGGAGAACAAGUCUGAGAAACAGGGAGGAGGAGGACCAGGAGGAGGGAAGAAGGGUAAAGGAGACAAAACCAACCAGGGCAAGGAGGCUUCAGGAGGAGCAGGAGGCUCAGGAGAGGGUCAAGGACCUAAGAAACAAACACGGUUGGGCUUGGAGGCCAAGAAAGAGGAGAACCUGUCUGACUGGUACUCUCAGGUCAUCACCAAAGCGGAGAUGAUUGAGUACUACGACGUCAGCGGCUGCUAUGUGCUGCGGCCCUGGUCCUUCUCCAUUUGGGAGGUCAUCCAAGAGUUCUUUAACCGGGAGAUUAAGAAAUUGGGCGUUGAAAACUGCUACUUCCCCAUGUUCGUCUCGCAGGCUGCCCUGGAGAAGGAAAAAACCCACAUAGAAGAUUUUGCUCCAGAGGUUGCCUGGGUAACCCGGUCAGGAAAGACCGAGCUGGCAGAGCCCAUUGCUGUCAGACCCACCAGUGAGACAGCCAUGUACCCUGCCUACGCUAAAUGGGUCCAGUCCCACAGAGACCUGCCAAUCAAACUCAACCAGUGGUGUAACGUCGUGAGAUGGGAGUUCAAACACCCCCAGCCCUUCCUGAGGACGAGAGAGUUCCUGUGGCAGGAGGGACAUUCAGCCUUUGCCACCAAAGAGGAGGCAGCUGAGGAGGUGCUUCAGAUCCUGGACCUGUACGCCAGGGUGUACGAGGAGCUGAUGGCGAUCCCCGUGGUGAAGGGGAGGAAGACGGAGAAGGAGAAGUUUGCCGGAGGAGAUUACACCACCACGGUGGAGGCAUUCAUCUCUGCCAGCGGCCGAGCCAUUCAGGGUGCUACGUCUCACCACCUCGGUCAGAACUUCGCCAAGAUGUUCGAUAUCAUGUUUGAGGAUCCGAAGAAGCCGGGCGAGAAACAGCUGGUUUUCCAGAACUCCUGGGGAAUCACAACCAGGACCAUUGGUGUCCUCACCAUGGUCCACGGAGACAACAUGGGACUCGUACUGCCACCCAGGGUGGCCUGCGUGCAGGUUGUCGUCAUCCCAUGUGGGAUCACUGCCUCCCUGCCGGAGCAGGAGAAGGAGGCAGUGUUGACCCAGUGCUCUAAGUACACGACCAGGCUGCAGCAUGCUGGCGUCAGGGUGAAGAAUGACCUCCGAGACAAUUACUCCCCGGGAUGGAAGUUCAACCACUGGGAACUCAAGGGAGUUCCUAUCCGUCUGGAAGUGGGUCCUAAAGAUAUGCAGCAGGGUCAGUGCGUCGCAGUGAGGAGAGACUCGGGCGCAAAGGGGACAAUUCCAGAGGCCGAGGUGGAGAAGAUUCUGGUCGCCAUGUUGGAGGACAUCCAGAACAACCUGUUCAACAAAGCUUCAGACGACCUGAAGAGUAACAUGGUGCCCGCAGACACGAUGGAGCAGUUCCAGAAAGAGUUGGAACAGGGCAAGAUUGUCCAGAUCCCGUUCUGUGGAGGGAUCGAGUGCGAAGAUUGGAUCAAGAAAACCACUGCCAAGGAUCAGGACCUGGAGCCUGGAGCUCCUUCCAUGGGAGCCAAGAGCCUCUGCAUCCCCUUCUCACCCCUGAAGACACUGCAGCCCGGUCAGAUGUGCGUCUGCGGCAAGGAGCCUGCCCAGUACUACACCCUGUUCGGACGCAGCUACUGAACACCUGCUCUGCCGGAGCACGGGGAUGAAUAUCUUAGUCGAAAAGGGCUUUCCUACCUUCUCUCAUCUAUUUCUUUUUCUCUGAUCUCUUGUGAGCGGAUAGGGUGACAGGUGCAUGAGGUGACUGGACUGUGGAAUUAGAAUGGGAAGAUGUUUUGUUUGUUUUGUUUAAACUUACGUUAACGUAGUUAUCUAGAAGAAAGUGGAGGUGAAAGAAACUGUUUAACUCUUUGAAUUCCGUUAUGAGAGGAAAUGGUUGUGUGGCUCUGCUUCUCUCCCACAUGGCUCAUUACUUUUUAAAGGUUUUCCUAAAAGAACAUUAAAUGUCCUGCAGUGGUUGGUUUUAGCAUCGCAAGUAAAACCAGAAACUAAGGAAAUAUUACAUCUUUACUAUCCUUUCAGAAUUGAUAUUUUUUUAUAAGUUCCUACUCAGCACUGUCAAAAAAAGGUUUGAUUCAAUUUUUGUUGGUAAAAGUUUCUGUCAACAAGUACUAAUUCAGUGGGUCUGCAGCUUUUUGAAAUCUGGAAAAGUUCUCAAAACAAACAAACAUACAUUGCCGUCUGGGGAAAAGUACUCGACGUCUGCCCACAGUCUCGUCUCUCGCAGCCAAACUGUCUCAGGAACUCAGGCUUGCAGAUGUGGUAAUAUUCUGACAGCUUUAUCAGCACUGCUCUCUGUAUGACUGGUUACAGUUUGCGGCUCAAGCUUAAUAUUAAUUCCUCAGAUCCACCUAAAACCAACUGACAUGAAGCUGUGAGCAUCUGAAUAUGGUAAAUAUUAAUGUAGUCACCUGCCGAUACGCUCCUAUUAAUUAACUCUACAACUUGUCCGUUAUAAAAUUAUUACCAUGGAAAACUGCUCUGUUUUUUUAUCCAUAAUAAAGAUUGAUGGAGAUGUUAAACCAGGGGAUCCC
Molecule: messenger RNA, 6049 nt
Organism: Anarrhichthys ocellatus (wolf-eel)
Lineage: Eukaryota; Metazoa; Chordata; Actinopteri; Perciformes; Anarhichadidae
Gene: eprs1
Product: glutamyl-prolyl-tRNA synthetase 1
Exons: 36
Coding region: 132-5135 (1667 amino acids)
Biological process (GO): glutamyl-tRNA aminoacylation; prolyl-tRNA aminoacylation; translation
Cellular component (GO): cytoplasm; aminoacyl-tRNA synthetase multienzyme complex
Molecular function (GO): proline-tRNA ligase activity; ATP binding; glutamate-tRNA ligase activity
Source: RefSeq, a predicted model, not a curated record